Messenger RNA from Cicer arietinum (chickpea), 729 nucleotides. RefSeq lists its product as uncharacterized. NCBI's taxonomy places the organism in Eukaryota, Viridiplantae, Streptophyta, Magnoliopsida, Fabales, Fabaceae. Gene Ontology annotation, biological process: nucleoside triphosphate catabolic process. Gene Ontology annotation, molecular function: nucleoside triphosphate diphosphatase activity. The record is from RefSeq and is a predicted model, not a curated record.
GGUUGUUUAGAAGAAACAUCAUUUCACUUAUUCUCUAUUGUAUUUCUUCACUCUCUCGUCGUUGGGUCAUUUUGUUUUCUUUCUUUGAAGAUGAGUGGUGUUAUCGAAGGAGACUCUGUAUCCAUUGGCAUGCUCAAUCAAUUGCAGGCUCAGUUCGCCAAAGACAGAGAUUGGGAUCAAUAUCAUACCCCAAGGAACCUUCUCUUAGCUAUGGUGGGUGAAGUAGGAGAAUUAUCUGAGAUAUUUCAGUGGAAAGGUGAGGUUAAAAGGGGACUUCCAGAUUGGAAAGAGGAAGAAAAAGUUCAUCUUGGUGAAGAGCUUUCUGAUGUAUUGCUUUACCUUCUUAGGCUCUCUGAUAUAUGUGGUGUUGAUCUUGGCAAAGCUGUUCUGAGAAAACUUGAACUCAAUGCUAUUAAAUAUCCAGCAAAAGCUAGAAAAGAUAUCAAAAAAAAGGAAGAUGAAAUUGAAAAGUCUACCCCAGUUGAUAAUGGUACUGAUUGAAAGGAACUUUUGUAUAAUGAUUGAAACUGGUAUUUGAAUGUGUCUAGGUACUUUUGUUUGUCCACAGAUUUUGUUACUGUUUAGGAAGAAUGAUAUGUUUUUUACUGAUUUGAGAUGAGAUAUUAACUCUUCUUUAUCCAUUUUGACUUUUAAAUUUUGGGGUGAUGGAUAAUUAGAAAUGUGGGUUUUCUUCAAUUUGAUUGCAAUUGUCUAUUUUUUCAUCUUUCA